Xiphophorus maculatus (southern platyfish) is the source of this 3377-nucleotide messenger RNA. Its product is annotated as BTB/POZ domain-containing protein KCTD16-like. Gene Ontology annotation, molecular function: protein binding. Gene Ontology annotation, cellular component: postsynaptic membrane; presynaptic membrane. The record is from RefSeq and is a predicted model, not a curated record. The transcript is spliced from 2 exons. Gene Ontology annotation, biological process: regulation of G protein-coupled receptor signaling pathway; protein homooligomerization. NCBI's taxonomy places the organism in Eukaryota, Metazoa, Chordata, Actinopteri, Cyprinodontiformes, Poeciliidae. The coding region runs from base 724 to 1974 and encodes 416 amino acids.
CAACCCUGAAUCCUCAUCGCCAGCUGCGCACCGCGCCGCCGGUGGCCACAGCAGAACGGCACAGAUGCUCACCCCCAUCUAUCAGCCCGUUUCGUGUUGAUGGACUGCAAGUGACAUUUUCCUUUAAGAUGAUGUAAGACUGUGCUUCACUGGUGGAUUUGUUUCCCCUCCUCCAUGUCACAGCUUGGAACAACAUUAUCUUAAAUCUUCAGCCGGUUUGGCUGCUUCCGCACUCAGCAGUUUGGAGAGACUGGUGCGCAAAGGAGUCCCGCUUCUUGCCUCCUCCUCCUCGCCAUCCUCCUCCCAAUGAGCGCGUUUCAGCAUCCCGGCAGUUAGGAGGAGAGCGAUAGGAUGCUCUCACAAUUUCUCUUCCAUUUAAUCCUGCAUUUAAGAAGGCUGCACUAAGAUCCAGGUUUACUGAAAGUUUUUUAAAAUUGUAUUUUUCUUUGUUGAAAGUUCGCUUUUAUUCAUUUGAAGUCACUUCCGCGACCAAAUCGCAGUGGCUGCCCCGUAACAUGAUGCUGGUUAUGAUAAUCGAUGCCUGACUUUUACGCACGCACUUGAAGGAUGCACCGCAGACGUACAUUUGGGAUUGUUCUGUCAUAAAAGCGCUGGAUGCCCGGACUGUGUCUGGAAUCGGGACUCCGCUUUGGGUUUGAGCGCCUCAGCUCCAUGCAGCUGCACCCCACACCCUGAACUUCUGGGACGUUUCGUGCAAGCGAAAUGGCACUGAGCGAAAACUGCAAAACGCAGCCCGCCAAAGACCAGGGCUCGGUGCAAAACCCGCCGUCAGAUGUGGUUGAGCUGAACGUGGGUGGGCAGGUUUAUUAUACCCGUCACGCCACCCUGACGAGCUUCCCGAAUUCCUUACUUGGGAAGCUGUUUUCUAACAAGAAGGGGUCUUCAAAUGACUUAUCACGGGAUUUCAGAGGGCGGUAUUUUAUUGACAGAGAUGGAUUUUUGUUCCGAUAUGUGUUGGAUUACCUCAGAGACAAGCAGGUUGUCCUCCCUGACCACUUUCCAGAGAGAGGGAGGCUGAAAAGAGAGGCCGAGUACUUCCAGCUGCCAGAACUGACCAAACUUCUGUCAGGUGAGGAGCCUAAGCUGUUUCAGGAUGACAGUGACUGGGAUGAGGAGUCGCAAAGCAGCGAUCACAGGCUGUACCCGUCUUACUCCCUGGACAGGAGGUAUGGUUACAUUACUGUCGCCUUCAGAGGCAGAGAGUACCACACUGAUCCCAAGGCCAAAAAGUUACCCAGAAUCUUCAUCAGCAGCCGGAUUGGACUGGCCAAGGAGGUGUUUGGAGAUGCCCUGAAUGAGAACGGGGAUCUGGACAGACCCCGGGACCGAUACACCUGCAGGUUUUACCUCAAGUUCAAGCACCUGGAGAGGGCUUUUGACAUGCUGUCAGAGACUGGCUUUCACAUUGUGGCCUGUAACACCUCGCUGACUGCGUCCUCAACGGGUCAUUACGCGGACGACAGGGUCUGGUCCAACUAUACACAGUACAUCUUUUACCGUGGGCCCUCGCGGUGGUCGUCCUCUCACUGUGACUGCUGCUGCAAGAGCCACAAAAGUGAGCGCGAGGGUGAGAGUGGCACCUCUUUCAACGACCUCUCCACGUCCUGCUCCGAGACCCAGUCGGAGGCCAGCACCCCCCAGGGAACCGUGAUCCACGCGCCCGUGAGCCGUCAGUCCAAAAUCCAGACCCUGGAUCGACCUGUUCCCAAAGUCCCAGCCCUCAUGCUGCAGCAGCAGGCCGAGAUGCGCCGCAAGACGGACAUGCUGCGCGUGAGGACCUUCGGCGUGCGGGAGCGAGACGCCGCCAAGAGGAAAGCACACAAAGAGAAGAUGACUCCGGAGCAGGAGCUGCAGAAAUGCAUUCAGGACUUCCGGCGCAUUAGGAUUCCCGAUCACUUCCCGGAGAGGAAGUACAUGUGGCAAUCCGAGCUCUUAAGAAAGUACAGACUCUAAAAAUGAGCAAGACAGGGGGGAGUAAAGACAGCAAGAUGGUGCUACGGAGUCAUAUCACCGCCAUUAAAGAGUAUUACAAUGCAUUAUCGAUACACUGCACACUCUAAGGCACAUGUUGCACCAGAGAAUACGACUAUCCUGCCAGGAAGGAUUGCAAAGCACACAAAAAUACAAAGCAGUGUGAGUUAUUUAUCUGUAACCUUUGCACAGUGUUGUGAAUGACAUGCACACGUGUAAAUCAGACUGAGACUUAUACAAAACGUCCCGCUCUCUCCGUGUAGAGACGAGAAAGAAAGGUAUACUCCAGGUCAUAGCAUCACUGACAACAAGCGACCUCAGGGGAAACAUCGUUUCAGUUCACCAACCUACCACAUUCUGCAUGCGCAGUCGCCCACAAUGGCUGUUUUUAAAGCGGAUGUACCCAGAUGGUGCUGUGAGCUAGCAACACAUUAUCACUAUACUUCACCGAGCUCUCUCUCUCCCUCACUCUAUCUCUCUCUCUCUCCCUCUCUCACACACACACACAAACAUGUUAAGUAUGCUUCGGCAACAACACUGCAUGUCAUCUCACCCUUAGCAUAAUUAUGCAAUAUCAAACAAAAUCUCAAUUCACUGUUUUUGUCUGAUGGGUGAAAAGAGUGUUGGUGGGUGAGACUAAUGUACUGAGGGAAGCACUGCCUUGAUCUGUUUGUAUUACUUUUUGUCUGAUGUUGUCUUGGUGAGAAGAUUGUAUGUAUGUAGAGCAAAUGGCAAUGGGAUUUGUGGGUUCGCUGACUGUAAAUGUGCUAAAAGACGAAAUAAAUGGGUUAGAAUUCUAUGUAAAAAUGUGAACCUUCUUGGUCUUUGUAAAAGAGGUUUAUUAAGCUUUGAUCCAGUACAGAAACUUGAGGUAUAAGAGUCUGCAGGGGAGGUGCGAUGGCUGCAGGUUUUAGCAACUUAAUUCUGCUGUAACUAUACACCAAGCAUGGCAUCAAAAGUUAUUUUGAUGUUGUUUCUGUUUAAAAAGUUAGAUCUACAACACAGCUAUUGGCUACUGGAAAUCAGAAAAGCGGCUACUUCUACCACUAAAUCUUGCAAGUUGCAGGAUGGUUUAUGAUCCCUUCAUUUUUGUUUUGUCACAGCCAUUCAGUAGGUGCUAAUUAUGCAAUUUCAUGCCUUGUUUAUUCCCACAAUUAUUUAUACCCCUGAAAGAUUCUGAUCUAAAUUUAUUUUCAAUUUACCAAGGAGUUUGUUUCUGAUGGGGCACGGUAGAAGGAUUUACAACCUUCUCAACAACAGAUGCAAAAAUCUUUAUUUGCACUUUCUCAAGCUCUUCUUAUAAUUUCUGUCUGGCUUUUUGAAUGUUUCCACUGAUGUUUUGAGGAUUUAUUGUUUGGUGAUUAUCUCCAAAUCUAAUUUUUUAG